Molecule: messenger RNA, 2333 nt
Organism: Leptonychotes weddellii (Weddell seal)
Lineage: Eukaryota; Metazoa; Chordata; Mammalia; Carnivora; Phocidae
Source: RefSeq, a predicted model, not a curated record
GCCACUAGGUCUGGAUGGCAAGCCCGGACUUCCAGGCCCCAAAGGGGAAAAGGGUGCACCCGGAGACCUUGGCCCUCGGGGAGACCAAGGGCGAGAUGGAGCUGCUGGGCCUCCGGGGCCCCCUGGACCUCCUGGGGCCCGGGGCCCUCCUGGAGACACAGGGAAAGAUGGCCCCAGGGGAGCACAAGGCCCGGCGGGUCCCAAAGGAGAGACUGGACGGGACGGCGAGAUGGGCCUGAAGGGACCCCCAGGGCCCAAGGGUGAGCCCGGCAUUCCUGGAAAGAAGGGGGAUGACGGGACGCCAAGCCAGCCAGGGCUCCCUGGACCCCCAGGCCCCAAGGGCGAGCCAGGGAACGUGGGGCCUCGAGGAGAAAAUGGUGUGGACGGCGCCCCAGGGCCAAAGGGAGAGCCUGGCCCGCGAGGCGCCGAUGGAGUGUCAGGACUGCGGGGUCCCCAGGGCCUCAAGGGCGAGCAAGGAGACACAGUGGUGAUUGACUACGAUGGCAGGAUCCUGGAUGCCCUUAAGGGUCCUCCCGGGCCACAGGGGCCCCCAGGCCCACCUGGGAUCCCCGGAGCCAAGGGCGAGCUGGGAUUGCCUGGUGCCCCGGGAAUCGACGGAGAGAAGGGUCCCAAAGGAGCCAAAGGAGACCCGGGAGAGGCUGGGCCGACCGGACCCAAAGGGGAGGUGGGCGAGAUGGGCCUGUCGGGCCUCCCGGGCACCGAUGGUCGCAAGGGCGAAAAGGGAGAGUCGGCAUCUGACAGCCUACGGGAGAGCCUGGCCCAGAUCAUAGUGGCGCCGGGGCCCCCCGGGCCCCCUGGUCCCCCAGGCCCCAUGGGCCUUCAGGGAAUCCAGGGUCCCAAGGGCUUGGAUGGAGUAAAGGGAGAGAAGGGUGUGUUGGGUGAGAGAGGCCCCAGCGGCCUGCCUGGGCCAGCUGGCCCGCCAGGCCUUAUCGGGCUGCCAGGAACCAAAGGAGAGAAGGGAAGACCUGGGGAGCCAGGACUAGAUGGGUUCCCUGGGCCCCGAGGAGAGAAAGGUGACCGGAGCGAACGUGGAGAGAAGGGGGAGCGAGGCGUCCCGGGCCGGAAAGGCGUGAAGGGCCAGAAGGGUGAGCCAGGACCGCCGGGCCUGGACCAGCCAUGUCCUGUGGAGAAUCCCAAAUGUGGAGGCAAGCGAGGGGCGCCGGGCUCCGGGGGGCCCUGCCCUGCGGGCCCCGAUGGGCUGCCCGUGCCCGGCUGCUGGCAUAAGUGACCCCCGCACCCAGCUCACAACCUGUACAGAUGCGUGUGGACAUUUUUAAUUUUUGUAAAAAAACAAAAACAAAAAACAGUAAUAUAUUGAUCUUUUUUCACGGGAUAUACCCCCUGUGUCCUUAUAACAUUCAAGAGGGUGCGUGGCCCAGCCCCAGAAUGAUCAGCAUUGGAAGCUGGCAGGAAAGCAGACAGUCCAAUCCAGGGGAAUUGUGUCCUCGUGGGGGGACAGCCUUGGGACUUGGCUUUCCCAGGAAGGAGACGAAGGUGAAAGCGCCUGGGUCAGGAGAGGCUGCAGAGAUGCUGGGUUGGGCCCUCGGCCACCUGAUUAGCAGAGAGACUUACCCCACCCCACCCCACCCCACCCCCAAAGCUCCAGAGCCCUGGGGCCGGCUCCAUCCAGAAAGGCCCAGAGCUUGGACGGUAAAUGCAGCUGUCCCAGCCUCUCUGGCCUCUGGACUCAGCCACAGUCAGCUGCCCACCCCUCGGGACCCCUCUGGGUCCCAGGUUCCCCUGGGCAGGACAAGAUUCCUGCCCAGCCCCCAGGGGCUCUAGCUCCCACCGAGUUCAGGAGGCCUCAGGGGUGCAGCUGCCAUGAGAACACGUGUCCUCUGGUCUGGAGGAGAGGCCAAGCACUCUGACCACCACCUGAGGACCCAGCUGCAAAGAAGCCUCAUGCUCCCCGAGUGCAGAGGACGGCGGGGUCCCAGACGGGAGGGGCUGAUGCUUCCCAGGUAUCUCGCAGCACCCAGAAGAGGGUCACGAUGAGACUUUGCCAGCCCAAGGAGACUGGCCUGCAGCUCAGAGUUUGGGUCUCACUGGCCCCAACUCUCCCACGGGAGAAGACUCUGGCCAGCCUGCCAAAACUGGUCCUUUGGAUGAGCUGUGCAGACAAAGAGGGCCUUGGGGCUGGUUCCGGGCCAGCCUGCGCAGGAGGGUCUGAGACCCAGCCACCGGUGCUCUGGAAAGAGGCUUCCCCACCUCCAACAAGAGUCCCCAGCUGCCGCCUCCAGCACAGCGGCUUGCCCCCCUUCUCUGUAUAGAUGGAUAUCACUGCGUGUAAUAAACCCCAAUGUGUGUCUGGG